AUGAAAUAAAAACAAGGUUUUGGUUCAAGUCUAAUGAAAAUGAUGUAAGCUUUGUUUAAAUUAGGACAAAUACAGCUUUUAAAUUAGAUAGUCUACUAAGUGAAGAUAUUAAACAGAAUGAACUCAUGUAUAUUUUUGGUUAGGAAAUACAGAAUGUUGAUUCAUUUCUUCAGUUAAAGGAAACUUUCAUAUGGUUUAGUUAUAGAGCCAAUAUUCAAUAUGAAGGAAAAGCCUUAUCAGAUUAAGGUUGGGGAUGUUUAAUAAGAGUUGGUUAAAUGAUUGUUGCUGUAUUAAUCUAUUUUAUACACUUAGAAUUCAUUAAUUAGAGAUAACUCUAAUUUAAAGUUAAAUGAUCUAAAAACUAAAAUUAUAAGUUUGUUUGAUGAUAAUGAAUAUUUCUCCACUAAAGCUCCCUUCUCCAUUCAAUAAAUAAUCAAAAAGGCUUCUCUAAUUUAUAAUCUAAAAAUUGGAGAUUGGUAUACUGGUCCAAAGAUAAUGUGUUUAUUGGAAGAACUAUUUCUUAGUGCUAAGACUAUUAAAUAAUUAAAGAUCAUCAAUUUUUUGGAAUAAUGCAUAAUUGAAUAACAAAUAGAUUUAUAAUUCAAACAACCAUAAUUAUUAGUCAUUCAUGCAAUUAUAGGAAAUAAAGAAUUAGAUCAAUAUUUUGUAGCUGAACUUAAAAAGCAUAUGUAGGUGCCAUAAUUUGCAGGAGCAAUAGUUGGUAAAAGCAAAAAAGCCUAUUUCCUUAUAGGAUACUAAAAUAAUUAGGGAAUUAUCAUGGAUCCUCAUUAUGUUUAAGUAAAACAAUCAGUUAAUCAAUAUUUAGGAAAGUAACUUAAUAUAAUUAAAUUCUUAAUUGAAAUGUUCACCAUUAAAGUAAUUUUCUGGUACAAUAGCAUUAUGCUACUAUAUUUCUAGUAGUUAAGAUUAUGUUUAGUUUAAAACAGCUUUGAAAGAACUUAAAGGGUCCAUUUUUAGUAUAAUAGAUGAAACUUGCACAUGUUUUUUUUGA
This is a messenger RNA of Paramecium pentaurelia, 1012 nucleotides long. The record is from the annotation of a GenBank genome assembly. Lineage: Eukaryota; Ciliophora; Oligohymenophorea; Peniculida; Parameciidae.